AGGGGCUGUCAGUGUCAGGCAUGACCGGAAGUGUGUAACUUUAGUAACUUGUGGAUCAGCGCUGACUCAAGACGCGAACCGUUUAGAACGAAUCUGUCCGAUUUGGUGAACCGGUUCAUCCAGUUCACUAAAAAGAACCGGUUCAAAAGAACGAUUCGGUCACGAACCGGCCAUCACUAGACCGGAACGAGUUGGUUGAUUCGGGUGAACAGCGCGCUUUACAACGUGGUCUAACUGGUGCACGUGCAGUGGAGAAUUUAGCCAUAUAGCACAAGGUGUCUUUCUGCGUCAAAAUUGUUCUUCUCUGUCUCAGGGUCGUGACCGUUUGUGUAUCGUCCAAACCGCUCCACGGAUGAUGCCGUUGCCACUGCCCUUCAUUUUGCCCUCACCCACCUGGACAAUAAACUCGCGUACAAAUGCUGCUCAUAGACUUUACUUCAGCAUUCAACACAAUCAUCCCUCAGCACCUUAUUGGGAAGUUGAGCCUGCUGGGACUAAACACCUCCCUCUGCAACUGGAUCCUGGACUUCCUGACUGGGAGACCUCGGUCAGUCUGGAUCGGGAACAUCAUCUCCAGCACCACCACACUGAACACUGGAGCCCCUCAGGGCUGCGUACUCAGUCCACUGCUGUUCACCUUGCUGACUCACGACUGUGUAGCCAUGCAUAGAUCGAACCAUAUUAUCAAGUUUGCCGAUGACACGACCGUGGUGGCUCUCAUCAGCAAGAACGACGAGUCAGCAUACAGAGAGGAGGUGCAACGGCUAACUGUCUGGUGUAGAGCCAACAACCUUUCUCUGAAUGUUGAUAAAACUAAAGAGAUGGUUGUUGAUUUCAGGAGAGCACAGAGCGACCACUCUCUGCUGAACAUUGACAAAUAACCUGUACAGAUCAUCAAGAGCAGCAAAUUUAUUGGUGUUCAUCUGUAGAGAACUUCACCUGGUCACUCAACACCAGCUCCUUUUUUUUGUUUGCACUGUCUUUUGUCCUGCACUGUCUUUUGUCUUUUGCCUUGCGUUGUUUGUACCAGUUUGCACAGAUACACUUUAUGUGACUGAGACUGCUUACUAAGCCCUUAGUUCUGUCUUUGUUUAAUGUAGCACCCUGGUCCUGGAGAAACAUUGUCUCAUUUCAGUGUACUGCAAGUUAUAUAUGGUUUAAAUGACAAUAAAAGCUUUUUGACUUGGCUUGAAUUGACUAAUAACAGUGGUGACUUACUGUAAAUCUUCUGCAGAACCUAAUCAUGUUCUCCACUCCUCCUCUCUGCAGAACACUGGGCCGAGUGCUAAAGACGACACGUAUGCAGCUCUAGACUCCACAGGCCGGGCAGCUGAUGAUGUGUAUCACACACUUGCAAUUUCUCAUCCCAGUCCUCCUGCUGACGCAUCCACAUCCUCUGAUUAUUAGAAUAUUGCAAUCUUGAUCUUCAGAUCGCUCCUGCAGAAGUGACAGAAGGACAAUCAGUCGUUCUGACCUGUAAAACCACCUGCAGUCUGACUGAUCCAACAUUCAUCUGGUACAAAAACAGCAGAGAUUUAACCACAAACACCAACAAGAACAAUGAAGUCCGUCUGCAGUCGGUCAGCAGUGAGGAUGCAGGCAGUUAUAGCUGUGCUGUAAGAGGAUAUGAACAUCUCCACUCUCCUGUUCAAACCCUCAGAGUCAGAUAUCGUCCAAAGAACGUCUCAAUGUCCAUUAGUCCCUCUGGUGAGAUAGUGGAGGACAGUUCAGUGACUCUGACCUGCAGCAGUGAUGCUAACCCACCUGUACAGAGCUACACCUGGAUUAAGGGGAAGACAUCAGUAGGACAUGAAAAGACCUACAACAUCUCCAAGAUCAGCUCUGAGGACAGUGGAGAGUACAAGUGCAAGAGCAGUAAUGAAGUCGGACAUCAGGACUCCAACAGUGUGACUCUGAAUGUUCUGUAUCCUCCAAAGAACGUCUCAGUGUCCAUCAGUCCCUCUGGUGAGAUAAUGGAGGACAGUUCAGUGACUCUGACCUGUAGCAGUGAUGCUAACCCACCUGUACAGAACUACACAUGCUUUAAGGUGAAAGAAUCAUCACCUGUAGGAUCUGGACAGAGUUACAGAGCUGUACAGAGUGGACAGUAUUACUGUGAGGCUCAGAAUAAACACGGCUCUGAGAGAUCAGCUGCAGUGUCUGUCACUAUUAAUGCAGGUACUGUGAUUGUGUAUGUGGCUGUUGGACUGGGACUUUUUGGGCUCGCAGCUCUUCUCUCUGCACUCUUCUGGCUGAGAAGCAAGAGACAGAAGAAGAAGGUAGAUGAAGGUGACAAUCAGGUGAGUUAUUACAGAAAUGUCUGUCAGGUGCUUUGUUCAUAACAUUACACACCAACA
Molecule: messenger RNA, 2357 nt
Organism: Tachysurus fulvidraco (yellow catfish)
Lineage: Eukaryota; Metazoa; Chordata; Actinopteri; Siluriformes; Bagridae
Product: B-cell receptor CD22-like
Exons: 8
Coding region: 1689-2342 (217 amino acids)
Source: RefSeq, a predicted model, not a curated record